Megalops cyprinoides (Indo-Pacific tarpon) is the source of this 6753-nucleotide messenger RNA. Its product is annotated as FYVE, RhoGEF and PH domain-containing protein 6-like. NCBI's taxonomy places the organism in Eukaryota, Metazoa, Chordata, Actinopteri, Elopiformes, Megalopidae. The record is from RefSeq and is a predicted model, not a curated record. Gene Ontology annotation, cellular component: cytoplasm. Gene Ontology annotation, molecular function: metal ion binding; guanyl-nucleotide exchange factor activity. The transcript is spliced from 21 exons. The coding region runs from base 282 to 4454 and encodes 1390 amino acids. Gene Ontology annotation, biological process: regulation of GTPase activity.
UCUUCACAUUAGAGAGUUUCAGAGUCGGCUUGUGCGGGUUUCAGAAUCAGAAGGGAUUGAGAAAGUUGAAAAGGGAAGAAUCGAGAGCGGUUCCCAUAUAUUGAAAGAGGAGAAAAACACAGUUCUGUUGGAUUUUACUUUUUGGAAGUUUCCUGGGAGGUUGUCUUGCGGACACAGGAGCCAGCAAUGCGUCUUGGAAAAGAAAAUCAACGAAGGUGCACGCUGUCGCUAUCAGGCUGAAAGCAAGUUAUUCAUGGAGUAACGAAAAAGUUCUGGGAAUCAUGAGCACAGGUGUGAAGAAGCCACCAGUAGCACCCAAACCCAAGACUGUCCAACCUCAGAAGCCGGUGCCACCACCCGUGGCCCCCAAACCUGACGUUGUCCCCUCGCACCCUUCCCCGGUGGCACCGAAGAGAGCCAAGCCGGCCCUCGCCCCCAAGCCAUGCCUUCCCAAAACCUCCACCACUCCAGAAUCUAAACCUGGGACCCCUAAGAGCGUGCCUCGAGGCUUCCCUCAGGAGAAGAGCAGCAGCUCAGAGAAACUGGGUGCGCUCAACUCCAGAAAUGGCAUGCACGCAGACCUCAGCAAGCCGGACUCGGAUUACAUCAUACCGACUUGCACCUGCAGCCGGGGCAGCUGUUCCCAGUGUCAGCACGCCGUCGGCUGCAAAACAACUGAGAUUGUCAUCGAGCCGCUGGAGAAGCAGAAUGGUAGAACUGACAGCCCCAGAGUGCAGGUCUUGCCCGCUCCCAGAACCCGAACUAAAGCGGAGACCGGCCAUGACAGAACAGGGAACAACAAGAGCCAGGUGGUCAAUGCCAGCUUUCUGGAGCAGAAGUUGAAGGAUGUUUGGGUCCAGGCUGUGUCCACUAAUAACUACAAUUUGAAGCACAAGCCUCAGGAGAAGCCCCCGGGGCAGAAUGAAAAGGCCGGCACACUGGACCAGAACCUCAACCCAGCUGGAAACGCUGAUGAGUCUAGCAGGGAGCAACCGUCUCCGGAAGAAUCACUCAUGAAUGAAACCAAUGGCAACUUUGUCCUUCCCAGUGCUGGUCAACCUGAUGUAGUCCCUGCACCUGUGGUGGAGAGUACUCUGGACAAUGGCAGAGAGAGCAGGGAGUCUGGGGAACGACAUCACGAGUCCCCAGUCCCUGCAGCACCCAAAAAGCCCCUCCCUGUUCCCACACCAAGGAAGCCAAGGAAACUGGCUCUUGUAAGGCAAGACGGCGUAGAGGUAACCACGCAGGAGAAGGCUGAGCAAGUUGAGGAAGAGCGUAAAAGCAUGUCGGUGGUGAGGAACAGCCCGUUUCUCUCUCCCAAAGUGUACAUUCACACACAGAGCGUUACCUACUCCAGAAACCCAGCAGCCAAUCAGGGACAGUCCUCAGCCCCCAGGGGACUGGACAUAGAAGAGGACUCCAGAAAGUCAGCAGUCAAUCAGGGACUGUCCUCAGCCCCCAGGGAACUGGACACAGAGGAGGACUCCUGCCUUCCUGUCCCUCCCCGUCGUGUGAUGUCCCUUAUGCCCGCCCCUGACAAGCAGCUGAACUCUCCCCCCAAGGAGCAGACUUUGGAGGAGGGGGUGGAUUAUUGCAAAGCAUCUGAAACAGAAAAUCCAACAAAGAAAGAGGAGGAGGAGGAGGAUGAAGAGGAGGGCUACGGGUUUGUCCGUUACCCAGAAACCAGAAGCCUACCUAAACAGAUCAAGCUCAGCUGCAACAUGCCACUCUCCCUGGCAACCAGGUCACCAUCGGCUGAGGAACCGUCACCGAAGGUGGCUCCGAAGAAGCCGCAGAGGCACAGUCUGCCGGCGUCAGUGCUGCUGAGGAAGGAGCUGUCGGAGGAGGCAGAGAGGGGAACGACCGGGGGCGAGGGAGACCCCUCUUUCAUUAAGGAGGAGGAAGAACAUCCAGGUACCAAGGAGCUCGGCGACACCAUGCGCGAGAGCGAAGAAAUGAUUGGAGAGCUCCCAUCGCCUCCAUCGGAAAAAACAUCAUGGAGGUUCCCUCGACCAUUUUUUGGGAGACAAGGGUCUAGAAACUGCAGCACUGGUGAGGCACAGAUCAAGUCAAACCUGGGGAAGCCGAGGGCGAAGUCUUUCUCUGCAGCGGACCUGGUGCGGUCCGACGGCCAGAAGAGGAGCUCUUUCCGGAAACUUCUGGAGUUGAAGCUGUCGGUGAAAAGGCUGCCCAAAUUGUUGGUGAAGGGCAGCCAGUCCCUGGACUGCACCUCUGUGGAAACGGAGCAGUCUGUAGACGGGGACUGGAUCCCAGGGGAAUCGGACAGCACCGCCAUCGAGAACCAGCAGGCCCCGCUGCCCAAUGGCCAGUGUGUGACCCAUGGCGGCACGCCGGUCCUCCAACGAAAACUGUCGUGUCCACUGAUUGGCAGGGAGCAGAGUGUGGAUGGAGAAGAACUUUGCCCUGGAGGGGAAUCUGUUGCGGAGUACGAGAAUGUUCCGUUUUACGACGAAAUCCCAGAGUACAUGAACCUGCCUUUCCUGAACGCGACCCAUCUUGGCUGGCAGAACUCCUCCAGCCUGGAAGAUGCGGAUGGGGACAUCUACGAAGAGCAGGAGCCAUACGAGCCUCAUGGGAAAUACAUCCCUGAUGAGCUGCGUGGCCUGGUCCAUGAAAGAGCCUCUUUGGAGGAAGAUGACGGGCACUCCGGGGAUGAGGAAGUCAUGGACAGCUCGGAUGAGGAGGAGGACGAUGGCAGCUCCGCCUCCAGCAAGGGGGAGCUGGACCUCUCCGGCGACAGACAGCAUGAGGUCGGGGUCAAAAAGAGCAAGGUGGUGCACAUCGCCAAGGAGAUCAUGAGCUCUGAGAAAGUAUUUGUGGAUGUUUUGAAGCUUCUCCAUAUUGAUUUCCGCGAUGCGGUGGCCAAGGCCUCUCGUCAGAGCGGGAAGCCCACGAUCGAGGAACGCGUUCUGAACCAGAUCCUCUACUACCUGCCCCAGCUGUACGAGCUGAACCGGGACCUGCUGAGGGAGCUGGAGGAGAGGGUGGCCCACUGGAACGAUCACCAGCGCCUGGCGGACAUCUUCGUGAAGAAGGGGCCGUACCUGAAGAUGUACUCCACCUACAUCCGCGAGUUCGACAGGAACGUGGCCCUCCUGGACGAGCAAUGCAGGAAGAACCCGGGCUUCGCGGCGGUCGUGCGGGAGUUCGAGAUGAGUCCACGCUGUGCCAACCUGGCUCUGAAGCACUACUUGCUGAAACCUGUUCAGAGAAUCCCCCAGUACCAGCUGCUGCUCACAGAUUAUUUGAAAAACCUCCCUGAAGAUUCCUCAGAUUAUAAAGACACUCAAGCUGCACUCUCUAUUGUGAAGGAGGUGGCCAAUCAUGCCAACGACAUCAUGAAGCAAGGGGAUAACUUCCAGAAGCUGAUGCAGGUCCAGUACAGUUUGAAUGGCCAUCACGAGAUCGUCCAGCCUGGGAGGGUGUUCCUGAAGGAGGGCACUCUGAUGAAACUGUCCCGGAAAGUCAUGCAGCCACGGAUGUUCUUCCUGUUCAAUGACACCCUGCUGUACACCACCCCAGUCCAGUCCGGCCAGUAUAAACUCAACAACAUGCUGUCUCUGGCAGGGAUGAAGGUGAGCAAACCCAGCCAGGAGGCCUAUCAGAACGAGCUGAACAUCGAGAGCGUGGAGCGCUCCUUCAUCCUCUCGGCCAGCUCGGCAACGGAGAGGGACGAGUGGCUGGAGGCCAUUUCCAAGGCCAUAGAAGACUACACCAGGAAGAAGAUUACCUUUUUCCCCAGCAAGAGCCCAGAGGAGGCGGGCGGGGCGGACAGCGGCGCGCCCCUGGGCUCCAAGGCGCCCAUCUGGAUCCCGGACCUGCGGGCCACCAUGUGCAUGAUCUGCACCUGCGAGUUCACCCUCACCUGGAGGAGGCACCACUGCCGCGCCUGUGGGAAGGUGGUGUGCCAGUCCUGCUCUUCACACAAGCACUACCUGGAGUACCUGAAGAACCGGCCGGCUCGAGUGUGCGACCACUGCUUUGUCAAGCUGCAGCAGAAGAGUGACCAGGCCGAGUCGGCGGGGCUGUCCUCCAGCGGGAGGUUGGCCACCGGGACCUUCUCUUCCGUGCUCCACCCCUCCAGGAAGCAGAAGAAGAUCCCCGCCGCGCUCAAAGAGGUGUCGGCAAACACAGAGAACUCCUCGAUGAGUGGCUACCUACUGAGGUCAAAGGGCAAUAAGAAGCAGUGGAAGAAGCUCUGGUUUGUCAUCAAGAACAAAGUGCUGUACACGUACGCCGCCAGUGAGGAUGUGGCGGCACUGGAGAGCCAGCCCUUACUGGGGUUCUUCCUGAGGGAGGAGCGGUCGGGAGACGCGCAGAAGCUGCAGUUCAAGCUCUACCACAAAAACACACUCUUCUACAUCUUCAAGGCUGAGGACGCACAGACAGCCCAGAGGUGGAUAUACGCUUUCCAGGAGGCCAUGGUCCUCUGACCGCUCCCUCACUGCGCCUAUCGCCUCCUCCACCAGCACUGAUAAGACACUGCAGCUAACAGGACGAACCCUACAGCCACAUGGCGUCCAUCUUGGCUCCAGUGCACCUCCUCCUCACAGGAUGGUACUAGAUAGGACCUCUUCAGAACCAGCAGCCCCCUUUUAUGAGGGUGUUUCCCUGUGCCUUCAUGGAUCAAACGCACCAAGGAAAGGAAUGGCUCAACAGUACAAGAUGUCCUUCCAAAUGCCGUGUAGGAGCCAGAAUAUAUUUGCAAGUGCCUUAAAGAUCAAUACCAGCAUUCCCUCUCCGCUUGAGGGAUCAAGCGAGGAGAAGUGCUGCACUUUAUGCCAGUGUGUGUAUGCACACGUAAAGUGUAUUUUAAAGAGCAGAAACAGGAUGUAAGGCUUUUUUUUUUUAAACUGCUGAUUCAGUCAGGAAGGAUGUAAUUCUGAUGUUAACGGGGUCAGUCGAGGUUUCGAGAAGCAGCGGUCACGUUACAGGUGCGGGUCGGAGGUCAAGUCCGGAGCGCGUCCACGGAAGUGUCGCGCCACCUGGUGCCCGGGAGGUCCAGGUCAGCCACGGAGCGGUCACACUCGCCCUGCACGAGGGUUUUCACAGCAAUUGUGAAAAUUCUAUGCUACAAACGGGAGAGGAGACGAUCCGCCUGCUCGUAGAUUCCUCGAAUGAACCAUGAUUUUUAGAACAAGAAAUGUUUUUAACCCUCUCACACUGAAGUCCGUUUUAAAUGUUUUUGUUUGGGGGGGCAUAACACAGAACUUUAAAAUGUGUGAUUCAGUGUACUGGAAUAACUGGAAGUAGUUUGUGUGUAUAUGAGAACAUAUUCACAUGUAACAGAACACAGAUGUAUUUACGAGUAUGUCAGGGGUAAUAAUGUCACAUAGGCUGGCAGUGACAGGAUUGGUCAACACUGUUAACUUCGUUUUGCAGUUCCCACUUGUAAACCUAGCUCAGUUCAGUAGGUUUAAACUUACAUGCACUACAGUUUUAUCUGCUUACGGCUGUUCCUAGCACAAUGUCACAAGUAGGUCUUGGUGUAAAUGCAGUAAGGGUGUCUUCCAGGUAUCGCUCAGUUGCGAUUUGAACUGGGUGGUUGUCGUGUUGUGCACAAUGUCACUGUUCUGUUAGGUUGACUCUGUCCUCGGUGGCCUGUUAAAACAAGUGAACACCAGGUCUGGGAGAAUUUCUGUUUAUUCACUUGAUGUGAAGGUAGGAAGAACACAAGUCCAUUGCAGGGGCAUUUCCCAGAAUCCAUCUCUCUAUUGCUUAGUACCUGUGGGUACCAGUUCAUAAAAACACUUAGCCAUGGAUUGGUCCCUAAACCUUCCAGUGUCACGGUGGCUGUGCUGACAACAAGGCCGCUGAACCAGCCUUCUGUGUAAGCUGGUGACACUGUCAUUAUAAGAUGAGAUUAAUUCAAGUCCAUGAGUUUGGUGAAAAGAUCUGAUAUAGCACCAUAACCAGUGAGACCUUUUUAAAGAUGCAUUUUAACUGUACAGACGUAAUGGUUUGAUAGAUAUUUAUUACAAAUUGUAGUUGUAGGUGUGUCUGCUGUGCCACUUCAAUUACAUGUAUGGGAGAAAAAAAUGCUAAAGCUCCAUUGUUGUUUUAAAGCACAAUAUGUAAGUAAAAUAUAAUUACUUGUUCAUUUUAGAGCAUAGCAAAAAAAAUGAAACACUUCACAGUCACAGUAAAGGGUGAAUUGAUGGAAAGGAUGUCCUGGUAAGACUGUAACCCACAAAUGGAUGAUUUGGGGAAGUGGAGACUGGGGACUUUUGAAUCCCAUGAAGGUUGCAUGUCGCAGUUGAUACAGUACAAUGCAGGUCAGUAUUGUGCGUUUUGUCAGAAAAGGGUUCACCAGCAUGCAAAUAUGGUUAUUAAUGUUUCUCCAGGACAUCCUUCUAGUGUUCCUACCCCACAAUGUUGCUCACUGCACAAAGGUUAUUAAAAGUUAUUUAAAUGUCCCUUGGUAUCAAGCUAUGUUCCAGCUUCACAUUGACUAUGCCUCUAUUGAUAGAGCAAGGUGUAAUUAUCCAUGGUUUAUUUAUAUUGAAUUUUAUAAAGAGUUUACAUUUUGUAUUUUGCAUAUAUUGGUCUGGUCACCAUAGAUUGCACUGUUAUGCUCGAAACAGGGGAUGGUGGGAAAUGGAGUUCAUUGCGAAGAGAGGGGAACCCAGGAAGAAUGCCACUGUAUGUUCAGUGCCACAUUUUCAUAACUGUUUACGUGUUUCUACACAGUAAUGUAUAAAAUACAAACGUUGAAUAAAUUGUUUCACUGUC